Xyrauchen texanus (razorback sucker) is the source of this 4484-nucleotide messenger RNA. RefSeq names its product SH3 and PX domains 2Ab (gene sh3pxd2ab). Gene Ontology annotation, biological process: superoxide anion generation. Gene Ontology annotation, molecular function: superoxide-generating NADPH oxidase activator activity; protein binding. The transcript is spliced from 7 exons. NCBI's taxonomy places the organism in Eukaryota, Metazoa, Chordata, Actinopteri, Cypriniformes, Catostomidae. The coding region runs from base 408 to 3221 and encodes 937 amino acids. The record is from RefSeq and is a predicted model, not a curated record.
CAUCUUUCACUCCUUCGUCAGCUACUCCUUCACAUUCUCCCUCUUUCUUUCUUUCCCUCCUUUGCUUCAUUCCUUUAUUCAGUUAAGCCUCUGUCCUGCUACAGAAAACAUUUGUAACUUCCAGAGGAUUCCUCUGUCCCAGAAAAUUGCAAGACACUCGACCCCAUUUAAGCUCUGGGCCCAGAGCCGGUAGGAUGUGCCUCAAGAUGAACUGUGGUUGCUCAAAACUCUUUACCUUGGAAUUUUAGUGCUGGAUGAAACUGGAUCUGUUUACCUGAAUUGUGAUUUUAAAUUUUAUUUGUUAAGACUCUAAUUCCACAGAUCUGACCCUAGGCCUAUGUUCUUGUGGAUGGCCCAUUGAUCUCUUACUGCAUGCUGAUUGGCCAGGGCAGUAUUAGUCUUGGUGAAUGGCGCGGCGCAGUUCAGGUGGACGCGGGCAUGGAGGCAGUUGGCUCACGGCCUGUUUUUUCCCGUCAUCCUCAGGGAGAGAGCGUGGAGAUGCUCUGGGUGCUGAGGAUUGUAUUUGUGUGUAUGUGGUGACGGCAGACUACCAGCGGCAGGAGAAUACAGAGAUCAACCUGAGAGCAGGAGAGAGAGUGGAGGUGAUCGAAAAGAGUGAAAGUGGGUGGUGGUUUGUAAGAACAGCUGAAGAACAAGGCUGGGUUCCUGCUACAUACCUUGUAUCUCUCACAGGACAUCGAGACAGUCACAGAACAUCGAACGGAGAGACAGAGCGGUAUAUUACAGUUCAGUCCUACAACAGUUUGAGUCCAGAUGAGUUGGGCUUUGAGAGUGGCGUCAUUGUUGAGGUCAUUCAAAGGAAUCUGGAGGGCUGGUGGUUCAUACGUUAUGGGGGUAAGGAAGGGUGGGCCCCAGCUGCCUAUUUGCGGAAGAUGCAAGAUGGUGUUAUGCCUGGUAACCAGGCAACAGAGACAAAUAAACCAGCUGUGCAGGGUCAGGUGGAAAUCAUCGGAAACCUUAUGGAGAUCAGCAACCUUCUGAACAAGAAACCAACGCAAAUUGACACAAAUGCACACCAUAACAGCAAUGCAUCAUUGCAUUCAAGAGAAAAUGCAUACAUGCACUCAAAAACUGACUCAUAUACACAGUACAAUGGUGAUGUAGAACAGACUGAUGCUUACAAUAACAAUAUACACUCUAACAAUGACAACAGCACCAGCCAUAGCACAGCAGCUAACACGGGCAUAAGUAGCUCAGUUAUACGCUCAGAAAGGGACAUUGAUGAUCAGGUCAGCUCCAGCUGCAACCCACACACAGAUACAAGUGUGUGUGUCUCAAUCUUGGACACAAGUGUGUCUGUGUCAGUGUCGGAUGCUAGUAUGUCUGUUUCGGCAGCAAGCAUGUGUUCUGCAACAUCAUCUGCAUUGAAGACCAAAACUGUUCCUCCAUCUCCUGCCAUUGCUCGAGUUGCACCUCAGAGAUACCACAGUGUGGAGACUAGAUCCCCAUCAAACAGUCAAAAACCACCUCCCCGCCGAGAAAACAGCCUGGGGUUUCAGUUACCUGAGCCCCCAGAUCCCCCUAGUGUUGAAGCCGAGUAUUACACCAUUGCUGAGUUCCGCUCCUGCUUGACGGAUGGGAUCAGUUUCAGUGGAGGACAGAAAGCUGAUGUAAUUGAAAAGAACUCUGGAGGUUGGUGGUAUGUCCACAUUGGUGAGAAAGAGGGUUGGGCCCCAUGUUCUUACAUCGACAAACGUAAGAAGCCUAGCUUGAACCGUCAAACAAGUACACUGACCCGACCCAAGGUCCCACCUCCUGCACCACCAAUUAAAAAGCAGAAUUCGCUUCCAUGUGUGGAGUCAGAGGUCGUGGCCCCAUCAAGUCCACAAGUGUAUGAAGAGCCAGAAUAUGAUGUUCCAGCCGUGGGCUUCGACUUUGACCCUGAGCUUGAAUUUUUCCCAGGAGAGGCACCAACUAAAGUACCCCCCCUUCUGUCCCAGCGUACCAUUUCUUUCACCUUGGGGGAAGGGGGUGGAGAGGAAGAUGAGGGUGUCUAUGCAAAUGGUGGGUUCAGAUCUUUCCCACAGUUUCUGGAGAACAGCCAUUCAGACAUACAUUCUGGAGCUCAUCGGGCAUCUAUGUGGGACCCACCCGAAUAUGAUGCCCCUACAAUUGAGCCAAGCAUUGAGAUCAGUACUCAACGCUACGCACACUGUAAGGUCAGCCAACAGCAACCAAAGCAGAAACAGCAGGCUGAUGAAUCAAAAUCGAAACCAUCCGUCCGUCCGAAACCCGCAAACCCAGAAUGCAGUUCCCUAAGAAGACCCCAAAAAUCUACAAACCAGGAGCAACCAGGCCAAAUACAAUACAGAACCUCAUGUACAUAUGAGGAAUCUGAGACCAGCUCCAUUGUGUCUUUGGAAGACUCUUUGGGCUCUACUGAUCUGUCCAAAGACCAUUCUUUCUUCUUGUACCGCACAACUGCGGCGUACCAGCAGGAGGAGUCAUGCGAGCUUAGCUUCCCUGCAGGAGUACAAGUAGAGGUGCUAGAGAAGACGGAAAGUGGCUGGUGGUUUAUCCGUUGGGAAAAUGAGGAAGGCUGGGCGCCCACCUUCUACCUUCAGCCAAUCAAAAGCUUAGAUACAGGUGGCAUAGAAGCCAAAACCACAGCGAGGGUAAAUUCUGAGACGUCUUGUCCAGAGAUGGAGAUCGCAUUGAAUGUUGGAAAGCUGGGUAAAAGCAUAAGUCUGGAGAAGAAUGAGCAACGUGUUAACCAAAGCCUGAAAAGCGCCCACCGAUCGAACCAGCAGAACUGCAGGGUUGGUGUGAAGCAGCUUGCAGUUCGACCUCAAAAUGUUCUCACCAUAACCCACACCAAAGACAACACAAAUAGCUUGACUACUAAUAUGCACACAACUCCAUCAGGAUGGAGGAAUGAUACCCUACCAAGCCGUGCCUCACUCCAUAGCUACAAUGAACCAUCCAUCUCCUCCUGUGCAGGUAAUACGGAGAGCAUGACACGUAAGGUGCCCGUUUCAAUGGUUAAGCCGAAACCUCACCUUAUCCAUAACAAUUUGCGUGAGGAAUACGUUUCUAUUGCUGAUUACCAUGGCGAUGCUGAGACAAUGAGCUUCCCAGCUGGUACGAGGCUGGAGGUGUUGGAGAGAAACACAAAUGGCUGGUGGUACUGCCGUGUACUUGACACAGCUAAAACACGCAAGGGAUGGGUGCCUUCCAACUUCCUUGAGAGGAAGAGCUAAUAGGCUUUGGAGGAUUGGUGUAAUUCAGUGUUUACCCAUUUUACCAGAAUAUAUAUGGUGGAUGUUACACUAACAAAAGAUUAACAAAUACAGUUUGGGAUACAGAUUUUGGGAUUAAGAAGGAAUAUUUCUAAAAAGAAUACCAGGGCAGUUUUACCUUUUUCAUCCAUCCAUCUAUCUGUCUAUCUGUCUCAGUAAGUGCCUCUAACAGUAAAUUUGUUUGUGUGAUUAAAAAUGGUGCUAUUCCUUUCUUAAAUAAUAUCAUGUUCAAUUCAAGGCUUGAAAUAAAUAUCUGCUAGAGUGCUAUCUUGCAGCUUGAUCAAAAUUUCUAUCUGGUAUGGGAGUCUGUGGGUUUGCAUACAAUCACUCUUCAUACAGUAAAACGUUUAUGUAUUCCAGGUUCUCCAGAAAAAAGUUCACCAUUUUUUAAUGGGACAUCGGCGUAAAGGGGAUCUGCCAAUAUCCCUUUGUUAAAUCCAGAGUCAAAUACAAAUGAGCCCCGCCCAACCGAUUGAACAGUUUGUUAAUACAAGGCAUCGGAUACACAUAAAAGUUUGACACUGCAUUGGCUUUCCUAUAAUUCACAGAGAACCAGUUCAGAGCCAUCGCAAUUAGGCACCAGAAACACCGGGCUGGCCCAAUCCAUGAUAAGCUUUUGAGGAAUUUUCGAUAUUUACUGCGUGUCGCUAAAACACAAGAGUUCGGCUUUCUCAGGCUGCGUUUCCACUGGGGCGGACGAAAUCCGCUCAAAAGGUGCUCACAGCGCUAAGAGAGAGCUUGCUCCGCACCGCUGCCAAUCCUACGAUCCACCUUGCGAGCAUGACGCUCAGCUUUCAUAGGAAUUAAUUAAAAACGCUCUACGCUUAGAAAACAACGCUUCAGUGGUAAUGUAGGGUCAGACUGGAUGAACUUGCUAAUGCUAGCUGCCUUGCUAACAAUUAGGUUACGUCGGACACCAGAUUGAAUCCAUCUGCACCGCAAGACUUCAUGACAAUGGUUGUGCCCUCACAUCGUCUCUAGUGAAGAGCGCAACAGAACAACAGUGAUGUGGACAACAGCUCUGAUCUUUCUGCACUGUAAUCUUGAAUAUUGUUCUCUAGCAACAAACAUGCAUAAUGUCUGCCCUGUCCCGCUCCACACGCGUUGCCUCUUUUCCCUGCAUGUGUGUAGACAUGAAGUGCCGCAUGAGUUAACGUGGUUUCAAAGCACCUUUUAGACCAUAACGUUUUUCCCUUCUAAAUGUAUCUUUAUUAAUCAGCAUGU